UGGCGGCUUGGUUUGCACCAGUUCAAGUUAGCGAUUCCUUUAGAACAUUAGUCAGUGGUGGAAUAUUAAUUACUAAGUAAUCCUCCUCCGCAACAGCCAAGAACAGGCAUUUCUCUAUUAUUCUUAUAGUCGCAGCAUUCUUGAAAUCAUUCCAUGACAGUGGCUGAAAGACUGGCGGUAAUAAGAGAAAGGUGUAAUAAUAAUUCAGUCAGAGCUCCAGCAAUGGUGUCCUUUCUGUCUUCAUGGCGUGUCUUUAUUUUCAUUCUGGAGAUGGGCCUGGGAGCCUUUGCCUUGGACAAGUACACUGCAGCAGUAUACGAGCAUUCAGUCAUAUUGGCAGAAAGCACUACAAAGCCAGUUUCUUCUGAAGAGGCUUUAAAACUGAUGAACAAAAACAUGGAUAUUUUAGAAGAGGCCAUCAAAAUGGCAGCAAAGCAGGGUGCACACAUCAUUGUAACCCCUGAAGAUGGUAUAUAUGGUUUUUCCUUCACAAGAGAAACACUUUAUCCGUAUCUUGAGGAUAUUCCAGAUCCACAAGUCAACUGGAUUCCUUGUACUGAGCCAGAAAGAUUUGGGCCUGCCCCAGUGCUAGUAAGGCUGAGCUGUCUGGCAAGAGACAACGCUAUUUAUGUGGUUGCCAACAUGGGGGAUAAGAAGCCAUGCAAUUUCACAGACCCUGACUGCCCUAGUGAUGGCCGUUAUCAGUACAACACAGAUGUUGCCUUUGAUUCACAAGGGAAACUGGUGGCACGUUACCACAAGCUCAAUCUCUUUAUGAUAGAACAGCUGCACUUUGAUGCCCCUAAAGAGCCUGAACUUGUGACUUUCAAUACCACUUUUGGAAAAUUUGGCCUUUUCACGUGCUUUGAUAUACUUUUUCAUGAUCCUGCUGUGGUACUGGUGAGCAAUCUUCACGUGGAUACCAUCAUUUUCCCUACUGCUUGGAUAAAUGUCCUUCCACAUUUAACUGCAAUCGAAUUCCAUUCUGCAUGGGCUAUGGGCAUGCGUGUCAAUGUUCUGGCAUCUAAUACUCAUCUUCGUAGCAGGAACAUGACAGGUAGUGGCAUCUACGCACCAGAUGGACCCAGGGCAUUUCAUUAUGACGCCAAAUCAGAGAAUGGGCAUCUUCUGGUUGCAGAACUUGAUUCCCGUCCAUCUCUCUCUCCUACCUACCUUUCUGCUCUUAACUGGAGUUUGUUUGCCACAACUAUCAAGCCAUUCUCAGAGGAACCUAAUUUCACCGGAAUCGUUUUCUUUGAUGAAUACACUUUCUCGGAGCUCACCAAAGAAGUCGGCAAUCUGACAGUGUGCCAGAAAAGUCUGUGUUGCCACUUAAGCUACAGGAUGACAGAACAACAAGAAGAUGAACGUUAUGUCCUUGGGGCAUUUGAUGGCCUUCAUACAGUUGAAGGAGAAUAUUACCUCCAGGUAUGUACACUGCUGAAGUGUGGAAGUACUGACCUCCAAACCUGUGGCCAGCCAGUGACUGCAGCUUACACCCAGUUUGAUUAUUUUUCCCUCAGUGGCACAUUUAGCACAAACUAUGUUCUCCCAGAAGUCCUGCUCAGUGGAGUCCAGUUGGCACCUGGAGAGUUUCAGGUUUUGAGUGAUGGGCGACUCGUUAGUCUGAAGCGUACAUCACAGCCAGUUUUAACUGUGACACUUUUUGGAAGGUGGUUUGAGAAGGAUCCCCCACAUCUAUACACUCACAGCAGGAUUCUCUGAAAUGCUCUGAGCAUGAUGGCUUGCAAGGACGACUGCAAUAGAACAUGAGUGGCAUAUAUUUUCAUUAUUUUCUUCUGUCUGUUGUCUUCACUUCAUUUAACAAACACGUUGUGUAUUACUUAUCUCUUGCUAACUUUAACAUGGUUGCAGGUGCUGCAUCCUACCAUAGUGGCUACAUCAAUUUAGAUCUACCUAUCAAAUGUACAAGAAUAUACACUCAUUGAAAAGAAAUCUGGACUAAUAAAGAUCAAGCAGA
Pogona vitticeps (central bearded dragon) is the source of this 1981-nucleotide messenger RNA. Its product is annotated as pantetheinase. NCBI's taxonomy places the organism in Eukaryota, Metazoa, Chordata, Lepidosauria, Squamata, Agamidae. The record is from RefSeq and is a predicted model, not a curated record. Gene Ontology annotation, molecular function: pantetheine hydrolase activity. Gene Ontology annotation, biological process: pantothenate metabolic process.